AUGAGCUCUUCAAUGCCAACUGAUGAAGAAGAUGCUUGGGAAGUUCCAGGUACAGCAUUGAAUCUCUUGGUGAAGAAGGAGAAAGAUGAUGAUGAUAAGACUCAGCCUCCUAGCCCAGUGAUGGAAGAUAUAGAAGAGGAACCAUUGGAGGUUGAGCAGAAGUCAUUGCUUGACCUGGUAGCUUCAUUGCCUGAAAACACCAUUGAAGAGAAAAUGGAUGUAGACAGCUUGGGCAAGCUACUGGUGGAGGAGAUUGAGAAGUACAAGAAGGCAAUGGGGAUUGCUGUCAAAGAGGAAAAGGAUGAGGAUGCAGUGAAGGACAAGACUGACAAGGAAAUUACUGAGAUGAAAAAAGAGCCAAUGGAGAAGAGAAAAUUGCCCAUGCCUACAUGGCAAAGCAAAAAGCCCAAGAAUGAUGAUCCCAAAGAUUCACUGGCACCUCCACCACCACCUCCAACUACUACAAGGCGUACUGAUGUGGGGCAUAGAAGUGGAAACUUAAAUAAACUUGCCCUACUGUUGGCCCACCUGGAGCUGGGGAACUGGACAGAAGUGUGGCGCUUGCACCGAGUGUAUCUCAACUGCAUUUAA
Molecule: messenger RNA, 591 nt
Organism: Cladocopium goreaui
Lineage: Eukaryota; Dinophyceae; Suessiales; Symbiodiniaceae
Source: the annotation of a GenBank genome assembly